Molecule: messenger RNA, 762 nt
Organism: Pneumocystis jirovecii RU7
Lineage: Eukaryota; Fungi; Ascomycota; Pneumocystomycetes; Pneumocystales; Pneumocystaceae
Exons: 5
Coding region: 1-762 (253 amino acids)
Source: RefSeq, a predicted model, not a curated record
AUGAAGCGAGGAAUAACAUUAACAGAUGACUGUAAUACAGCUUUUACUCAAAAUCUGAAUGAAAAUGACACAGAAGAAUUAUCCAAUGCUAAUUUUUCAUCAAAUAAGUUAAAAAAAUUAGAGUUUUGUGAAAAUAUAUCAUUGGAUGAAAAAAAAGAACAGAAAAAAAUAAUAUGUAAUCUUCCAACUAAAUGUAUACAUAAUCCAUCUGUUUUUUUCUCUUUUUCUGCAUAUGAAGCACAUUAUCAGCAACAACAUUGUAAUGUUUGUUAUAAAUGUGGAAAGGUUUUUCCGUCACUAAGAAUAGUCGAAUUACAUAUUUCUGAAGUGCAUGAUCCAAUUGCAUCUCUCAAGAAGGAACGUGGUGAACGAAUUUUUGCAUGUUUUAUUGAAAAAUGUGAAGAACUAUUUCGUAAUACUGGAGAACGAAAGAAGCAUUUGGUGCAGAACCACUUAUAUCCUAAAGAGUAUCAUUUUGGUAUUGUUUAUACAGGAAUUUCAUCAAAAAAUACAAGCUUACUUUCUUUUUCGAAAAAAAAUACAAAGAAAAAAAACAAGAAGCAUCAACAACAAACAAAAACAAAUUCUCAGUCAUCAUCGGGUGAUUCUCUCAUGAAUGAACUUGCUGAUAAAGUAGCAUCUACUAGGCUUGUUCCAUUAAGUGUGCGUUUUGGUUGUGGAGGAAAUAAAACGAAACUCGCAUUUCUUGAUUAUUUAAAGUGUUUAUGUCUAAAUUUACUUAAAUUUAUUAUUCAGCAAUAG